Molecule: messenger RNA, 582 nt
Organism: Nerophis lumbriciformis (worm pipefish)
Lineage: Eukaryota; Metazoa; Chordata; Actinopteri; Syngnathiformes; Syngnathidae
Source: RefSeq, a predicted model, not a curated record
AUGGGGAAGCAGAACAGCAAGCUCCGUCCUGAGGUGAUGCAGGACCUGCUGGAGAGCACCGACUUCACUGAGCAUGAGAUUCAGGAGUGGUAUAAAGGCUUCUUGCGGGAUUGCCCCAGUGGAAAUCUCUCCAUGGAGGAGUUUAAGAAGAUCUAUGGCAACUUUUUCCCUUAUGGAGAUGCUUCAAAGUUUGCAGAGCACGUCUUUCGCACUUUUGAUGCGAAUGGUGACGGGACAAUAGACUUUCGGGAGUUCAUUAUUGCUCUCAGUGUGACAUCACGUGGCAAGCUGGAGCAGAAGCUGAAAUGGGCCUUUAGUAUGUAUGACCUCGAUGGAAAUGGAUACAUCAGUAAAUCGGAAAUGCUGGAGAUUGUCCAGGCUAUUUAUAAGAUGGUGUCCUCUGUGAUGAAGAUGCCUGAGGAUGAGUCAACGCCUGAGAAAAGAACAGAAAAGAUCUUCAGGCAAAUGGACACCAACAGAGACGGAAAGCUGUCCUUGGAGGAGUUCAUCAAGGGGGCGAAGAGUGACCCGUCCAUCGUACGUCUGUUGCAAUGUGACCCUAGCAGUGCUGGACAGUUUUAA